CAACUUUGUAUAAACAAUGACAGAGCAGUAAAGACUCAACGUUACAUCUGUAAAGAUUAGUCGAAUUCAACUGAUCUUGAUAGACCUGCAGCCUGUGCCCCAGUGGAGAACUACAAUGAACGUUUCUUCAGGACGGGACUUUAUUCAGAAGAGUACAGAACUGAGAUGACAUCCCCUCUCCAGCCACCAAAAGCUUCACUCAACCCAGCUGAACCAUGCAAGAAGAAAAACAUCAACAUGACAGGUGACUCCAAACUUUUGAACGGCAGUGUAAAUCGUCCUUCCACCAGUGGCAGCACUAAGCACACCGCUCAGGGCUGUUCUGUUGUCAGUGGGAGCUCAUGCUAGUGAUGGACUACAGCCGGACGGACGCUAACCUUAGCUGGCUUUCACAAAACAGCAUUCCGCCUUACUGAGACCAGCUCCACAGAAUGCUGAGUCCUAUUGUCCCCUAUAGCCUGUUAAAGAUGCACUGGAACCCAGAGCAUGCCCAGCCCCUCACCCAGUGGCCAGAGCAGCACCUGGACGUCUCCUCCACCACCUCCUCUCCGGCCCACAAGUCGGAAUUAUACGCUCGUGGUCGCAGCGGUUACAACCACGCCUGGGCCAAUGAUGACAUCUCUGCUCUCACAGCCUCCAACCUUUUGAAGCGCUAUGCUGAGAAAUACUCCGGCGUGCUGGACUCCCCAUAUGACCGGCCACCUACUGUGGGCGCCUACCCAGAGCCGGGGGCCUUUGGGGGCCUCAAUGCCCCAAAGACUGAGCUGGAGCCCUGGCCACUGACGCACAGCACUGAUGCCUCCUAUUCCCUGGUGCCCCCUGGAGGCCACGACAGCCUCUCAGGUUCAAAGUCCUUAGCCACAUCUGCAGGCCCUCCAGGGGUUGGUAGUGUUUCGGGGGUGAACAGUAACCUCUCAGACUCGGGCUACAGUGGCAGCAGCUCCUGCAGUGGCUCCAGUGAGUACCCCUCUAGCUACAAUGGCACCUAUCUUUCCUCAGGGUACUGUCCCCAACCCGGUGCAGCACUUCCCCCUGCCUCCCUCCACACUCUCCAAUCCACCCCCAGCCUAGUGCCCAGCUAUAGCCCUACCACGCCUGUCUAUAAUUACCCCCCUAGCACAUACCCUCCCCAGACCAGCCUUGGCCCCAGCUACAGCCACCCCUCUGCAACUUACCUUCCCUCAGGUCUACCAGCCCCUACUCCCGUUCCCUCGAGGCCCACAGUGGUAGGAGGCAGCUACAGUUACCAGACCACCAACCUUGGCACAUCUGAGUCUGAAGGGACAUUAAAAAGAAAAGCAUUUGAGAUGAGUAUAGAAGAGGACGAGAGCGCAGAUGGGUCUCGUUACAGGAAAUAUAGCUAUGAGCCCUUGAAGGCCGGGGGAAACUCACCCUACAGUGUGAAUGACAAAACAGAGUGCCGGGGAAGUGGCUUCAGCAGUUCAGGCAGCACAGACCCUCACACCUUCAAGCCCAGUAAGCCCUCCUCCCAGCCCCUGGUGUCUCCUCAAUAUGGGGCAGCUGGGGAGUACAGCCCUCCGGCCGGCAUGACUGGGGAAAAUGGCGUGGCAGAGCAGGGCUUCAUCCAACAGCAGCAGCAGCACCGCUCCCAGGCCCACAAACGCCCCCAACUGUGUGCUCCAACUGUUGACACUAUGAAAAGCCCGGACCCCCGACUGUUGGACCUUGUCAAUGGGGAGUUACUGGACUGCAGCCCGGCGCUGGGCUGGGGUGAGCUGGCUGGGCUCACCCAUGUCAAGGCUGCUCUGGAGGAGGACCUGCUGUGGCCCGUGUUGAGGCCCAGUCCAGUGAUGCGGCCACCAAGAACCCUCCUGCUCUUUGGCCCCCGAGGAGGAGGUAAGACGACGCUGACUCGUUCUUUGGCCUCACAGUUGGGGGCGUCCUUCUACCGGUUGAGCGGAGCCAUGCUUGCCUCCAAAGGGAAGGCUGAGGCAGAGCACAUCCUGGGGUCUCUUUUGCAGGUGGCAGGGGCACGGCAGCCGUCAGUAGUGCUUCUCAGCCAGGUGGAGGCCAUGGAAGAGGAGGGGCUGAGGCAGACACUGCUGACCACUCUGGAGAAAGCCCAGGUGGGGACCACAGGUCUGGUGAUUCUUGUGUGUGCCACCGGAAGGCCAGAUCUGCUGCAAGAUGCUGUUCAUCGGAGCUUUGCCAAACGGUAUCAUGUUGGGCUGCCAGAUGUGGGAAUGCGCAGGCAGGUGCUGCUGCAGGCGCUGUCGCCCCAGGGCUGCAGCCUGAGCGAGAGGGAGCUGAGUGCUGUGCUGCAGCGCACAGAGGGCUUCUCAGUGUGGGAGCUGCUGCAGCUCUGCCAGCAGGCUCUCUCCUCAGCAUCCUCCCCCUCUGGGGCCAUGCAUGGCCACCACGCACCCUCCAAACCCCCAGCCUUCACAGACUUUGAGAAUGCCUUCUGCAAGGUGCGCCCACAUACCACCACAAAAGAACUGGACACUUGUAUAGAGUGGAGCAAGAUGUAUAACCACUGAGAAAGCAGCCAGUCACGG
Messenger RNA from Anoplopoma fimbria (sablefish), 2519 nucleotides. RefSeq names its product fidgetin like 2 (gene fignl2). Lineage: Eukaryota; Metazoa; Chordata; Actinopteri; Perciformes; Anoplopomatidae. The record is from RefSeq and is a predicted model, not a curated record. Bases 432 to 2501 code for a protein of 689 amino acids. Gene Ontology annotation, molecular function: ATP hydrolysis activity; ATP binding; microtubule severing ATPase activity. The transcript has 6 exons.